Anopheles nili is the source of this 923-nucleotide messenger RNA. RefSeq names its product adapter molecule Crk (gene Crk). The record is from RefSeq and is a predicted model, not a curated record. The transcript has a single exon. Bases 1 to 813 code for a protein of 270 amino acids. Lineage: Eukaryota; Metazoa; Arthropoda; Insecta; Diptera; Culicidae. Gene Ontology annotation, molecular function: protein binding.
AUGGCAUCCUUUGAUGUAUACGAUCGAUCGGGUUGGUACUUUGGAGCGAUGUCACGCCAGGACGCCACGGAUCUGCUGCUGAAUGAACGAGAAAGUGGAGUGUUCUUAGUUCGCGACAGCACGACCAUAGUGGGCGAUUUUGUACUGUGCGUGCGUGAAGAUUCAAAAGUCAGUCACUACAUUAUAAACAAAAUUCCCUCGGGCGAAGAGUGCUUUGUGUAUCGCAUUGGAGAUCAGACAUUCGCCGAUUUGCCGGAUCUGCUUUCAUUCUAUAAGCUACAUUAUCUGGAUACGACGCCUCUUCGAAGGCCCAUGUUACGCCGGUUGGAGAAGGUGGUAGGAAAGUUCGAUUUCGAUGGAAGCGACCCAGAUGAUCUACCCUUCAAGAAAGGCGAGAUUCUUCACAUAAUCAGCAAGGACGAAGAGCAGUGGUGGACGGCCCGCAACGGGCAAGGUCAGACGGGACAGAUUCCAGUGCCAUAUGUAACACGGUACGACGAGAACAUCAUCGAACGACCGAAUUCGGGCGGAGGAGGAGGAGCCGGUCCGGGCCACCAUCAUCAUUCAGCCGGAGGGAUGCACCAUUCGGAGAAUUCGAACAUCUUUAAAUCGAAUCUAAAUCGACAGCUGCCGGCAUUGGCUCGCGUCAAACAAGAACGCGUCCCCAAUGCGUACGAUGAAACGGCCCUUAAGCUGAGUGUCGGUGAUGUCAUAAAGGUGUUGAAGACGAACAUCAAUGGUCAGUGGGAAGGCGAACUGAAGGGAAAGAUUGGGCACUUUCCCUUCACCCACGUGGAAUUCAUUGACGAGUGAGCGAAUCUGGUCUGCCUUCGUCUAAGCCAUGCUAGGUGAACACGCUAACGCUUGCAUUUUGCGAAUGAGUUUUCACAAUUACCACUAUGGCGACGAUGGCGACCGAUUUU